This is a messenger RNA of Parascedosporium putredinis, 810 nucleotides long. The record is from the annotation of a GenBank genome assembly. Lineage: Eukaryota; Fungi; Ascomycota; Sordariomycetes; Microascales; Microascaceae.
AUGUACUCUCCUACGGACUCGGUGGACGACAUUAUCGCGUCCUCCAACCUCUCAGACUGCUCUCUCGACAACGAUGUAGGUCCGGCCUCGCCACCUGCCGGUCCGAGGUACCGUGCCGGACGCGGAGGAGGCGUGGAGAUCAGCGGCGGCCGGCCCGCGCAAAGGCGUCCAUCCAACCGUGACGAAUUCGACGGGCCGCACCACUUCCUCCAACUGCCGACGGCGGAGUAUGUGGCGAUGCAGGAGCGCGACCUGCCGCACCUUCCGACCAACCUUCCGAUCCAGGAGCAGGACUAUAUCCUGCGGCAGAUGAACGAGCGGCUCUCCCAGUGCGCGUUUGACUUUGUGGCCAAGUAUCAAUUUCCGAUUCCGCUAGCGCCCAACACACGGCCUGUGGAGAAGGCGCUGGACCGGGAGUGGGUAGAGUGGGUAUACCUUCUCAAGAGAUUGGCGACCAAGAGGCGGAUACCGGCACGCGUGCUCUAUAACGCCCAGAUCAAGCAGUUUGUACCUACACUUGAACACUCUCUCGAGAUGCGGUAUGCUCCGUCCUCAGCCACCCCGUCGUCCGCGCCGAUGGGAGCCGGGGCGGGUAUCGGGCCAGGACAGGGUGCUCUAGGGAUGAAGAACGGGCAAUACAUACAGCGACGUCCUCUCAAGGACGACAGGCACGUUUUGCAGCUCCUGUCGGCGGGGAUACAGGUAGCUAAGAUCCUGAAAGAUGCGGGUGCAAUGGAUUACUUGGACAAGCUCUAUGCAUCGACAGAGAGGCAGAUUUACGAGCGAGCACCGGCACGGUACCGCGGCUGA